Sphaeroforma arctica JP610 is the source of this 304-nucleotide messenger RNA. RefSeq lists its product as hypothetical. The transcript has a single exon. The annotation marks the transcript as partial. The record is from RefSeq and is a predicted model, not a curated record. Lineage: Eukaryota; Ichthyosporea; Ichthyophonida.
AAGCCACGCCAAACAAACGUCUCCGAAAGCCAGUCGCAGUUGGCAACGGAGUCCGGAAAUCGUCUGGACCCAGAAAAUAGGACAGCAAAACGGGUCAAAAACGGUCCCUUUUUAAAUACAGGUGCCGCAAGCACACCCACAGCAACGGCCAUCAGCACACAGACAGCUGGUACUGUUGACGAGGGCUUGCACAGGGGGAGCGAUCCAAACCCUACAACCCUACACGAGCGAAGCCACGACAGUGCGUGUGGUGUGCACGUGGUGGGAGGUGGCAGUGAGUCACUCGGGAGGUGUGUGGGCUCGA